Molecule: messenger RNA, 5842 nt
Organism: Odontomachus brunneus
Lineage: Eukaryota; Metazoa; Arthropoda; Insecta; Hymenoptera; Formicidae
Gene: Gapvd1
Product: receptor-mediated endocytosis protein 6 homolog
Exons: 16
Coding region: 825-5441 (1538 amino acids)
Biological process (GO): regulation of GTPase activity; vesicle-mediated transport
Cellular component (GO): cytosol; endocytic vesicle
Molecular function (GO): guanyl-nucleotide exchange factor activity; small GTPase binding
Source: RefSeq, a predicted model, not a curated record
UAAUUUUUUUCUGAACGUAGAUACAUUAGAUAUUUCUUCUAUUUCCAAACUCGACAUCGUUAGAAAUCCGCCCGACGUAGACGCGGAUUUCACCGAGGCGAGCUCGAGCGUACAUACAACACCUGCGGCCAUUUGUCGGAAAAAAAUCUAACCUACACUAACGGAAAAUGAUCGUGUGUCAUUGGGGGUGUUAUUCUGGUCUACGAACGAUAACAACAAACCGUACGAGCACAGUUGUCGGCGACGCGUAAGUGUUGGGCAUCGGUCGACCCGUCGGCUCGCAUUUGGUAUGUCGCGAGUGCGUAGAUACGCGUGACGAAGGAACGACAAAAGCCAGAUACGUCGUAGUGAUCGCCCCUGAUUUUCACACGCAAAUUCAGACGCAACAGUAGAGCGCGAGUCUGUGUCGGACCUUCGGCGUUAUCGGAGUCACGCGCGUGUGUGCACACGCAUUCGUGCUGUGCUCGCGAUGCGUCGCGGCGAUUUUCACGCAAGGCUAAUGAUCGCGUCGUUUCACCUUGAGGAGAAAUCCAUUCCCAUGAUAUCAUCGCGAGACUGCGAUCGUACACUCGCUAAUGCAUUAUGCAAUAUCCGAGAUCGGCCGUUUCCUCGAAACUGAAAAUUCUAUAUCACCCCGUUAGGUGAAGUGACGCGUCGCGCGCGCGAGAACGAGCCAACAAGCAUUUCCGAAGUCGAGAGAUGAAACAUAUGCUCGGGAUUCUUGUCGUGAUUCAGCGUGAGAUACGGUGCAUGUAGUCGUGCCUCAUUGUUACUAAUGUUCAGGAUAAUUCACUAACAAGGAUAGCACGCAAGUAUACUCAAUAAUGUCAUCAAUUAACAGUAUUGACUCCCACGGGACAUUGCAGUGGGACAUGAUGGAAUUGGCACGUAACUUGCGACAGGAGAGACUCUUUGUCAAUUCUGAACAGCAGAAUCUUCAGACCCUCAAUGAAAAAGUUUUGUGUAUGUCAUCACAGUUAGCACAGCAAGCGUGGGUAACAGCUCAGCAAAGAGUGAAUCUGAAUCGUCUCAUAGUAGCCAGACCAGAUUGCACUCCUGCGUCGUGUUGCCUACGAGCGAACGCUUUGGAGAAUUCACAUUUUAUCGAUGCAUACAAGUACCUGCGUUAUCAGGCAUGUUUGUCUUACGGAGAAUUUCUGGGUGCAUUGCGAAAAUCACCCAAGCUCCUGGCUUCGUGCCUGGUCGAAGGCGACAAGGCGAUCCCGGAGUCGAUGCAGGCGAUCGUGCAAUGUUUAGCUGCCGGAUUGUACGGUAGCUGCCUAUUACCGGAGGACAAGAGUCUGGUCCUCCAAUUGCUCAGGCACCUUAUGCUGCUGCAGAUAAUCCCAUCCGACAACCCACGAAGAUUGCUCAGACACGGCACUUGUGCAUUUUCGAGAUUCUACUCGAUCUUCCACGAGAGCCUGUUCUCCGCCAAGUUUUUCUUAACGGCUGCCCUGCACAGCCCUAUCGUGCAAUUGCUCAUGGAAGACGAAAUGUUUCUGGACAUCGAUCCGGACAAGGCGCCCAUUCGGUUCCCACCUACAGAGAGAUUGAAGAAAUUUGGGAAGGAAGGCACGCCCGAGUACCAGGCGAAGCUACAGCGUUACCGGCUGUGGACGGUGAAUUCUCUGUAUCGCAUCACGCAACGAUUCAUCGUCAAUAUCCGCGAGACGAUGCACUGCUUCCCUACGAGUGUUUGUUGGCUCGUGAGACAAAUGGCUGGGCUUCUCAGCAAGAAUGGGAACGUGGACCCGAAAGAGGUGCACGCCAUGUGCACUGAUCUUGUGUUCACGUACUUCAUUUGUCCGGCUAUAGUGAACCCCGAGCCUUACGGUAUCACCGACGCGCCGAUAAGCUACGUCGCCAGAUUCAAUCUCAUGCAGGUCGGACAGAUUUUGCAGAUGCUCUCGCUGCAAAAGUAUCAAAAUAUCGACAGCAAAGUUAUCGAUCUUUACAAAAAAUUUGAGAAGGACUCGGUGUCUUCCAUAAUAGACUCGAUGUUGGACGGCGCGACGGAGGAGUUGGACGAGGAACCAGCAAUAAUUGACAAUAAUAAGCUUCAAGGCCUGUCACGAUCCGCAGCCCUGUUCACGGAAAAUGAAUUGAAUUCUUUAAUCACGUUUUUGAAUACGAUCGACAGCGAUAAUAACGGAGAAGCAAUAUCGCAUACAAGCACGUUCGAUAGGAAACAAUUGGCGGAAAUGCUGUCUCAGUUGCCCUCGGGCUUAUUGCAUAAUAAUAAACUCUGCAACAACGAGUGUUUGGAGACGCCCAACAAGCGAAGUGCCGCCACGGGAAAAGGAAAAGGACGUGGCAUAAAGAUGUCUGCAUCAUUUUCUCCAAAUGUAACAAACGAAAGUGGAGAAGAUGUUAACAGCGCCCCUGUUUCUGAAGAGGAAGCAUUGGACAAGAAUACUCAAGAUGUGCUAGUCAUCCCUUUCGGUCCCACAAUUGGGGAAUCUGUAGGACUACUUAGUGAACAAAAAGUUUUAUGUAUGGAGCUCCAAAGUGGUAUGAAGAAUGGACCUGUUACUCUGAAUCUCCCUGAUGACGCAUCUGGCGAACACACUAGGCAAGAGAGCGGCAAUGUCGAACGUAUCGAAACGCAAGAAAAGAGGACUCGAUUUUCACUGUCACAUGACGAAGUAUUGUUCGAAGGGUCAAUUGGUAAUACAUCUGACAAUCUGGAAGCUGUGUCGGAAGCUGCUUCUAAUCACAGCGUCGCUUCAUCUCUCGAGUUAGAGACCGAAGAUCAGAAUGAUAAUCUUUCAGACAUGGUAUCUGCUAAUGUAUCGGGAAGAGGAACUCCGAACAUAUCAGGCCGAGAUACACCAUCGUCUCAAAUCACUGAAGGAGACGAUGGACGUGCUGCAGGUGAAGUAAGACAAUUGGAUUUGCCGCCGCCUAAUAUUCCAACUAAACAAAGCAGAUCUGAAAUUGACGACAAAUUUUGUAAAUUUGAGAUUAAGAAGCUUAUUGAAGGAGAUGAGACUGUUUCUAUGGUAUCUGAUACUUGGUCUACGGACGUGUUGGCCUCAGAUAGCGAAAUAGUUGAGCAACAAGAUCGAAUGUCGCUCCCUGUCCCUCCCGAACAAGUUCCAUCUGUUCUGCCCGCCGAGCCUACGCCGACCAUGUUGGACAUUAGCGAGACCGCUUCUGAAGCUUGGAGUACAGAUGUGUUGGCCAGCGAUUCAGAGAGAUUGACCGAAGUGGACACGGAUGAUACUGCUAGUGUCGCCAGGUCUGACGAUACAGCACGAUCAGAAGUCGAAAUUGAAAGUCGCGCCGAUUCCGAGGGAAACGAAGAGACACUUCAAUCUGCAACACCAUUGAUUCCAGGUCCAGAUGGCCCGGGUAUCAGUUUUCCCUCAGUUUCGGGUAUCCGAGAGGACUCCAGCACACGUGCUGCAGCGGUAGUAGCUCCCUCCCCGACAGCAUCUCCCUUACCUUCGUCGUCCAACGUAACAGGUCGUGGCGGGACAAGGUCCGAUUAUCGACGUAGCACUAUGGAGUAUGUGGACAAAAACGCGAACAAUAUCAAUAAUGUGGAUUACGGUAAAUCGUUGCGAGAAGACAGGCUGGUCCAUUUGAUAGAUAAGCUCCAAAUCGACAACGGUAAGCAUCAAGUCGAGCGUCCGGGAACAGCACACAAUCACAUCGUUGCGGCUGCAGUCGCACCGGCGUUACUGUUAGCUAAUCAUAUUUCUGCGCCUGUUUUGCCAGAGAAACCCCAGAACGGUGAUGCGAAAGCGGAGGAGUUGGACGGCUGCAUGGCGUCUGUCGGGGACGCCGUGGGCCGAUUGAGCACGGCCAGCUUAACGUCCAGCAGUAGUUCCGGCUCGGAGCCGCGUAUGAAGAGUAAUACGUCGACGUCGGACUUGCCGUUACCAACGCCGGCAGUCAACGGUAACUGUGACGCGAUAGAUGGAUCGAGUCCCAGCUUCUCCAAACCAAACGUAUCAACUGGAGCUAUCCCGAAGAGUAUAAGUUUCGACAUGACGGCUGAGCGCGGUGACAAGGAGCUGUUGGACGACGAUCAGAAGAAUAAGCGCAGCUUCUUCGGGAAAUUGAAACUUUCUCUAAGAAGCCGUAGAGGCAAGGCACUCCGCGGGACCGACGACAGAUGCUACGACCGAGAAGCCGGCGGUGACGGCGUCGACAUAUGCAGGCACAGAUUACGCAGGAUCAUGUCGGAAGACGUUACUUCAGCCAGUAAUGUCACAGACACCACCGAUGACAUACUAGCAAAGUACAGGAGGAAACCAAGCGCAACUAGUGACACAGCCUCGGUUGAAAGCAAUCAGUCUCGCACAAAAGAGGUGGAGGACGAAAGACUCUCUAUUGAUCCGAAUAAUGUAGAGAUGUCUUACGCUUUUGCGGAUGCUAAGAGGAAACUACGUAUGGUACUCAGUACCGCAGAUCUUCAGCACAUUCCGUGGAAUACUUCUGAGAGACACUGUUGGCUUCAGAAAGAAAACGAGCUGGUCGCGUUUCUGCAACUACAACUGGCAGAAGCUAUAAAUUUGCAGGAUAGAGCAUUAAUUGCUCAUCUCCACGAGACCUUACGUUGCGUGCGAUUAUUUAAUGAUGACGGAUGUAGGAAGCUCUUCAAAUCUUUGCGGGAGGACUAUCAGAAGCGAUCUCCUUAUAUCGCGUAUUUAAUCAGAUGUCGUCAAGGGUUGUUAUCGACACUAGCUCACUUAGAUAGGUUAUGCGUACGAGUUAAGUGUGAUCGGGAUGCCAUUAAUAAUCACCUGGUGUCCGUCUGCGUAAGGGUAUUCUUAGAAAAGAGGGAGGCUUUCAUUUUACGUUUCUGCGACGAAUUUAAGAAGCUUACAUUGGCCGAUGAGAAGCAAGACCUCGUGGACAACUUUCUUGGGAAGGUCCAUGCCGAAAUGGACAACGAUCCGAUUUGGCAAUCGGCGAGUUCUAGCCAAUUAUAUCUGGCCAGAGCCGUAGUGGAAAGGACCGUGAUGGCGCGAGUGUACCAUAAUGCGCUUUAUCCGAAUGGAGACGGGGAUGUAUAUAGGGACCAGCUUCUACACGAUCACAUCAAAAAGUUAGCGAAAGUCGUAACUCCAAAUCACAAGGACCUACGUAUUCCGAAGGUCUAUCAUUACGAGUGCCCUUGGCCAUGGGCGCAGGCUGAAUUGGCUGUGAUAUCGGCGUAUAAAACUCCUAGGGAUAAGCUGCAGUGUGUAUUUCGUUGUGCGACAACCAUCAUGAAUCUGCUUUCCAUGGCAUCGGAAAGAGGAAUACCCGCUGCCGAUGACCUGAUUCCAGUGCUAGUCUAUGUCAUAAUCAAGACUAAUCCACCGUCGUUGCUAUCGACUGUUCAAUAUGUAGACAGCUUUUAUGGAAACCGCUUGGAGGGCGAGGAACAAUACUGGUGGACACAAUUCUGCUCUGCAAUUGAGUUUAUUAAGACAAUGGAUUAACAGUUUCUCAGGAGUAUUACGAUAAAUACGAUUAGACCCGUCACUGGUGAUAAUGUAGAAAUGUAUCAUAAUCACAAUUUGACGAUUUCGUAAAAGCAAAAAAAAAAGAACAGACCAAUAUCUUGUGUAAAGCUAGCUGAAUAGCUGAAUAGUGUUUUAUGCUUCCGGUAUCUUGAUUAUAACUAAUCUUAAAUAGCAGUCUAACGAUUACUUCUUUCGCACGUAUUACGUAACAUUAGCAAAGACUGAAUAUCAGAUUGUACGUAAGGAAUGGCUUUAUCUUUAUUUGUAACUCUAUUGUACAAUUUCACAGAACAUCGAAAGAAAUGUUUAGAGAUAUUAUUCUAUAAUUUAUGUGUAAACAAUAUAGAACUUGUAGAAUUGAUAACCAUUUAGCAGGA